Messenger RNA from Sander lucioperca (pikeperch), 1101 nucleotides. It is a transcript of the gene phpt1, whose product is annotated as phosphohistidine phosphatase 1. NCBI's taxonomy places the organism in Eukaryota, Metazoa, Chordata, Actinopteri, Perciformes, Percidae. The transcript is spliced from 3 exons. Bases 219 to 605 code for a protein of 128 amino acids. Gene Ontology annotation, molecular function: protein histidine phosphatase activity. Gene Ontology annotation, biological process: peptidyl-histidine dephosphorylation. Gene Ontology annotation, cellular component: cytosol. The record is from RefSeq and is a predicted model, not a curated record.
UGCAUGGCGGAACAAGGAUGACUGGAGCAUGCUGUGGAGUAGCUAGCUAGCUAACCUCUUUUAGUUAAGAGUUAAUGUUGCUCCAUUAACUUCUAAAACAAGAAACGACAUUUCAAGCUGUUCGGUUUUCUGCGUAGACAGACACUGAGUUUGUAGAGAAAAUACAAACAUUUUGUCUGUUUGCCUGUUUGGUAGUGUGGUCGCUGAGAAGUCUGGAUAUGUGCACUCAGACGAAGGCUGCGGCUCUGAUGGCCAACAUACCGCGGGCAGACAUCGACCCAUCCGGCGUGUUUAAGUACGUCUUGAUCCGCGUGCACAGCAAAGAGGAGGGAGACGACUCGGAGAUAGAUAUAGUUCGAGGAUAUGGCUGGGCUGAGUACCAUGCUGAUAUCUAUGAUAAGGUUUCUGAGGAGCUAGAAAAGGGCGGCCGCCUAGACUGUGAAUGUGUCGGAGGAGGGAGGAUCAAACAUGAUCCCCAGGCCAAGAAGAUCCACGUCUACGGAUACUCCAUGGGAUUUGGAAGAGCAAACCACGCAGUGACUACGGAGAAACUGAAAGAUCGGUAUCCAGACUAUGAGGUGACCUGGGACAACGAAGGAUACUGAACUGAACUAAGAUCCGCCUCGGUUGGACCUCCCUUUCUCCUGGACUGACAUGGCACUCAUCCGUAACCCAUCAUGCAAACGCAGGGCAUGUCAUUAACAACCAUACAGAGUCUGAUACGGAACAUGUUGACAUCACGGUCAUAAUCCAAGGCUAAGACUGACAUAAAGCCACAAGUCUGAUUUAGAAAACAAGCCUUUUUUGAGCUUAUUUUUAUGUUACUAUUUGAGAAGAAAUCUCAAACAAUGUUUUUUUUUUUCCUCACAUUUUUACUCCAUUUGGAUCAAAAACAAAUACGUGAUUAUCUUCCAUAAAUUCAAAUCUCAUCUAGAAUCAUAGAAUAAAUAACAGGUCAUGAUAUACAGCCACUCACUGACUUGUUUUAGAGUCACACAGCCUCAUCAUUUUGACCUAAUCACUAAGAUGUAUUGGAAAUUGAACUUUAAAUGCUUUGUCAUGAUGUAUGUUUCAUAAAUGUUUCCUAAAAUCUGCUUUUAA